Phascolarctos cinereus (koala) is the source of this 2376-nucleotide messenger RNA. RefSeq names its product nuclear receptor subfamily 1 group D member 2 (gene NR1D2). The record is from RefSeq and is a predicted model, not a curated record. Lineage: Eukaryota; Metazoa; Chordata; Mammalia; Diprotodontia; Phascolarctidae. Gene Ontology annotation, biological process: cell differentiation; hormone-mediated signaling pathway; positive regulation of transcription by RNA polymerase II. Gene Ontology annotation, molecular function: RNA polymerase II cis-regulatory region sequence-specific DNA binding; zinc ion binding; nuclear receptor activity.
CCCCCUCCGCUCCCUGCGCUCGGCUCCUCGGCCGCCGCGCUCGCUCUCCUCUCUCCCUCUCCCUCCUCUCCCCUCCGCGCUGCGCAGCUUUGCAGGAAGCCUCCGCAGCCUCCUCCUCGGCCGCCGCCGCCUCCGCCGCCUUUGUUGCCCGGUCCCCGGCGCGGGCGGCCCCCGGAGCUCCCUCCCUGCCCGCCGGUCUCGGUCCCGGGGCGCCCGUCCGGCCCAUGAAGGGCGCCCGCAGCCGCCGGCGCCGCCGCCUCCUCCUGCUCGGGCCCGGGGGGACGCAGGACUGAAGCGCCCGGGGCGGGCCGCGAGGGCACCAUGGAGGUGAACGCGGGAGGUGUGAUUGCUUACAUCAGCUCCUCGAGCUCAGCUUCCAGCCCUGCAUCUUGUCACAGCGAGGGUUCGGAGAGCAGCUUCCAGUCCUCUCCUUCUUCAGUCCCAUCUUCUCCAAACAGUUCUGCGUCAUCAGAUUGCAAUGGCAACAUUAAUGCUGAAGGCACCUCGAAGAGUGACCGGACAGAUGGCCCCAUGAAAACCAGCAAAUCUAGUGUCACUGGGAUGACUAAAGGUCCCGCAGGAGCGACAAAAUUCAGUGGUAUGGUUCUUCUGUGUAAAGUCUGUGGGGAUGUGGCGUCAGGAUUCCACUAUGGAGUUCAUGCUUGUGAAGGCUGUAAGGGGUUCUUCAGGAGAAGUAUUCAGCAGAAUAUCCAGUAUAAAAAGUGCCUGAAGAAUGAGAACUGUUCUAUCAUGAGGAUGAACAGGAACAGAUGUCAGCAGUGCCGCUUCAAGAAAUGUCUAUCUGUUGGGAUGUCACGAGACGCUGUUCGGUUUGGUCGAAUUCCUAAACGUGAAAAGCAGAGGAUGCUGAUGGAAAUGCAGAGUGCUAUGAAGACCAUGAUGACCAGCCAGUUCAGUGGUCACUUGCAGAGUGAAGCGUUGGUGGAACGUCACGGACAGACAACGUCACCGGCCCAGGAACAGCUGAGACCCAAACCUCAGAUGCAACAGGAGAACAUGAAAAGUCCCUCUCCUCCACCGUCGGAUUUUGCAAAGGAAGAAGUAAUUGGCAUGGUGACCAGAGCCCAUCAGGACACCUUCAUGUAUAACCAAGAGCAGCAAGAGAACUCGGCUGAGGUCAUGCAGCAUCCGAGGGGAGAAAGGAUUCCAAAGAGCAUGGAGCAGUAUAAUUUAAAUCAUGACCAUUGUAGCAAUGGGCUUGGAGGCAGCCAUUAUCCCAGUAGUGAGAGCCAGCACCACCUCAGCGGACAGUACAAAGGGAGGAGCAUCAUGCAUUAUCCAAAUGGGCGUGCCAUUUGCAUUACAAAUGGACACUGUAUGAACUUCUCCAAUGGCUAUACUCAAAGAGUAUGUGAUCAAAUACCAGUUGAUGGAUUUUCUCAGAAUGAGAACACAAAUAGUUACCUGUGCAACACUGGAGGGAGAAUGCAUCUGGUGUGUCCUAUGAGUAAGUCUCCAUAUGUGGAUCCUCAUAAAUCAGGCCAUGAAAUCUGGGAAGAAUUUUCCAUGAGUUUUACCCCAGCAGUGAAAGAAGUGGUUGAGUUUGCAAAGCGUAUCCCAGGGUUCAGAGAUCUUUCCCAACAUGACCAGGUCAACCUUUUAAAGGCAGGGACCUUUGAGGUUUUAAUGGUACGGUUUGCAUCGCUGUUUGAUGCAAAGGAACGUACCGUAACCUUUCUCAGUGGAAAGAAGUAUAGCGUGGAUGAUUUACGCUUGAUGGGAGCUGGAGAGCUGCUGAACUCCAUGUUUGAAUUUAGUGAGAAACUAAAUUCUCUACAACUCAGCGAUGAGGAGAUGAGUUUGUUUACAGCUGUAGUCCUAGUAUCUGCAGAUCGAUCAGGAAUAGAAAAUGUCAACUCUGUGGAGGCUUUACAAGAAACCCUUAUUCGUGCGUUAAGGACCUUAAUAAUGAAAAAUCAUCCGAAUGAAGCCUCAAUUUUUACAAAACUCCUUUUAAAGUUGCCAGAUCUGCGUUCUUUAAACAACAUGCACUCUGAAGAGCUUUUGGCCUUUAAAGUUCACCCUUAGGGCUGUUUGUUUAUUUAUACAUGGACUGGUUCAUGCAGACUGUAUAUUUUGUGCUAAAAUGCUUAUUUAUAGGUUUGUACCCUGUGUGGAGAAAGAGGAACCCUUAAGACAUUACAUGAUUGUUAGAGAUCCCUGCAAUCACGCAAUAAUACGGAGAACUUUUCAGCCACCCGGCAAUGCACCUGUCAGCGUCCUCCAUGACAUACACCAAAUCAGCUGUGUCGCUCUUAAACAGGAGAAGCUACACUGAAUUAUAGUCACACUGAAUGUUAAGGCUUUUUUCAUCUGCCAGAACCAAAAAGAAUUUUCAUCUCCCUGUGGUAUAAA